Chondrus crispus (carragheen) is the source of this 5301-nucleotide messenger RNA. RefSeq names its product WD40-repeat containing protein. Gene Ontology annotation, biological process: signal transduction. Gene Ontology annotation, molecular function: ADP binding; protein binding. The transcript is spliced from 2 exons. The record is from RefSeq and is a predicted model, not a curated record. Lineage: Eukaryota; Rhodophyta; Florideophyceae; Gigartinales; Gigartinaceae. The coding region runs from base 1 to 4182 and encodes 1393 amino acids.
AUGCAGGAAAGCUUCCAGCAAGAGGCGGGAUCAAGUAGAAAACGGCGAAAGAUACAGUCUCCCGAUGUGUUCAUAAGCCAUGCUGGCCCGGACAAGCUACUCAUCGCACGUCCCCUUUCCGAGAAAUUGCAAGCUCAUGGUUUAAAUUGCUUCCUCGACAAAACCUCGAUGGAGCCCGGAGACUGCGGAGAGGAUGAAAUGACUCAAGCUAUGGAGUCUGCGAAGGUCGGUGUUUUCAUACUUUCUCCCGAGUUUGCGGCUCGAAAAUGGACGAUGAGGGAACUGCGUUGCUUCCUGCACCGACGAAAAGAAGCGAUAAGCAGUGGAAUGCGGCCACCGACAUUAAUUCCGGUGUUUUACAGACUAAGUAUCCGUGAAUGCAGAGAGUUGGAUCCCAAUCGGUACCGGGAUGAUGAAGGAAAGAAUCUUUUUCAAGUUGAGAAGUUUUUUAGCGUGGAACGACAGCUCGAAGCGAGCACGGCUACUGUGAAGAGAGAGCUACAAGAGCUGGCAGGUAUCACUGGGAUUGAAAAUGACGAAAGGGCGACGAACCUGCUGGAAGAUGAAUUCGGCCAUGAUGCAAGGGAACAUCUUGUGAAACGAGUAUCUCGGUGGGUGAAAAAGAAAAGUGAUGAGCAAGAAGCCGACCGCCUUCACGAUGGUGUUCAACAAGUAGGCGCGACCGUCGAGUCGAUCAGGGGAGGAAGGGGUGAUGUGUUCAGGCCGUCGAUAAGAGCCGAACAUAAUGUUGUGUCGAUAUGUAUGACGCUUGAUUCUCGGGGGAACGAUGGAUUGCCGAACACGUGUGAGUCGCGUCUGAAAGCGGCUGUGCUACGGAGAGAUAGGAACGAGCAAGUGGGUGCGACAGCAGUGGGACAGGGUGGAGUCGGGAAGACAUGUGCCCUACGAGCGAUUGCGCAUGAUGUUGAGAUUAAGGCGGAGUUUUCGGGAGGAGUGUACUUCAUGUCAUUGGGGAAAGACGGAAACGUGGGAGGGCUGAUUGAAGAACUGUGCCUGAUUGUGGAAGCGUCCGGUGGCAACCAGACUGCUGCGAAAAUGCGAGAGGAGAGCGAUUUUAGAAGGGUGUUAGCGAAGGUACAAGCGUGGUUUUGUAGUCAUGUGUGUCUGUUCAUCAUUGAUGAUGUGUGGGUGGUGAAUGAUAUAGAGGCGAAUAUCCUUCAAAAGUUGUCUGUUCUCGCUGACACUGCGGGGGGCAGCGGGGAAAGGAGGAGCAGACUAAUGUACUCCACGAGGGAUAGGGGGCUGCGUCAGCUUGGGGAGCGGAUCGCUUUCGAGCCGAGAGAGACAGAAGGGAAAGAAGCAGUUGACAUGCUUGUGCACGCGAGUGGGGCGAAUCGAGGGGAAGUGGAAGAUGCGAGAUGCAAGGAGGCCGUGAGUGAAAUACUGGGAAUGUGUGGCGGAUUGCCGCUUGCCCUGAACGUGGCGGGAACGAGUGUGAGGUACAUGAGGGAAAGAUGGGAGGAAGAAGUAUCAGAAGCAUGGGGGGAUUACCUUUCGAAGAUGAAGAGGCGUAACACGAUUCGCAGGGAGAGUCCGAAGGACGGAUACUCGUCGUUGGAUGGGGCAUUGCGUACGUCACUGGAUAUCCUGGAGUCGGAUGUGGGAAGGAGUGGGGAGGCGGUUGGUGAUAUUUCGUUUCGAAAGAUACACCGGAGUCUGUGCGUUAUGAAGAAGCAAGACCGGAUACCUUUGAGUUUGGUAGGAGAUUUGUGGGAGCUGGACGAGGUGAAGACGGAAUGGUAUGCAAAGGAGAUGGAAAGGGUUGGAUUAGUGGAACUGCAGUAUAAGAAGGGCUGUGGUGGGUUGCGGGUGCAUGAUCUGACGCACGAUUUUGCGGUGCAGGAGGCGCAGAAGGAAGAAAGUGUAACGUUCUGGUAUAAGAAGUUGGCAGGUGUAUGCAGGCAGGGAAGAGGACUGCUUGCUAUAACUGAGAGCGAGGGCAGAGAGAGCAAGGAUGCAAGAGAGAAGUAUGUUUUCGAGAACAUAUAUCGCGUUCUGAGACAGGGCGGGUGUGUGGAGGAGCUGAAGAAUCUAUUUUUGAAAGCGCGAUGGGUGAAGACAGUGAUACAGAGAGGAAGUGUGUGGCAAUACGAGGAAGCUGUAAAGGAUCUAAAUAUCUUGUUGAGGAACACGGGAGGAAGCGAGAGCCUUUUAAGGGAUACGGGAGAAGAAGAUUCGGUGUAUGCGAUGGAAUUGAUGAUGAGAGCUGCACGACUGAGUGUACCUUUUCGCGGUGAAGGCAGUGCAGGGAUUUACUUUCAACUGUACGGAAGAAUCAAGCACAGGGCACAGGAUUCAGGUUGUGUGCAAAGGAUGCUGAAGGAAAUCGAGAGACACGCACCACGGCCGUGGGUGCGGCCUGUGGGUGAGUGUGUAGAGCGAGCCGAUGGAAGGUUGGUGGAGCAGAUCGUUCUGCCAUAUGCGAAAGGUGUAAUUCAAGUGGGCAUGGAUUCCAGUGGUGAAGUGUAUGGAUGUCAGGUGGAGUUCUCCGGGGCAGAAGUAACAGUUUUCAGGCAAUCUGCUGAGAAGGAGACGAAGAUGGUUCGAUUACAAGGCGAGUUCGAAACGGAGAGCCAGAGUCCAGGGGACGUUGAAGCAAGAAGUGUAACCUCCGAAGUGAUUGGAAAAAAACGGAGCGUGACGAGAGCUAGCUGCGCAACUUUCUGUGAGAGGAAGGGGUAUGUUGUUGUGGGAUAUGAAGACGGGACGUUAAGGCUGUGGAGUACGUCGGAGAAGAAAGUAUUGAGAAGUUUCCACGGUCAUAGGUCGGAGGUGCGUUGCGUUGCGAUGAGUGGGGACGGAAAACGUGUGGCAUCUGGAUCGAAGGACAAGAGCGUGCGAGUGUGGGACGUGGAGACGGGAGCACAAGUCGGGGAGGCGUUAGUUGGACACACGGAUUGGGUGUAUAGCGUUGCGAUGAGUGAGGACGGAAGACGUGUGGUAUCUGGAUCGUGCGACGAGAGCGUGCGGUUGUGGGACGUGGAGACGGGAGCACAAGUCGGGGAGGCGUUAGUUGGACACACGGAUUUUGUGCUUUGCGUUGCGAUGAGUGAGGACGGAAGACGUGUGGUAUCUGGAUCGUGCGACAAUAGCGUGCGGGUGUGGGACGUGGAGACGGGAGCACAAGUCGGGGAGGCGUUAGUUGGACACACGGAUUGGGUGCGUAGCGUGGCGAUGAGUGGGGACGGAAGACGUGUGGCAUCUGGAUCGUUUGACAAGAGCGUGCGGGUGUGGGACGUGGAGACGGGAGCACAAGUCGGGGAGGCGUUAGUUGGACACAUGAGUCCUGUGCAGAGAGUUGCGAUGAGUGGGGACGGAAGACGUGUGGCAUCUGGAUCGUUUGACAAGAGCGUGCGGGUGUGGGACGUGGAGACAGGAGCACAAGUCGGGGAGGCGUUAGUUGGACACACGAGGGAAGUGAAUAGCGUUGCGAUGAGUGGGGACGGAAGACGUGUGGUAUCUGGAUCGGAGGACAUGAGCGUGCGGGUGUGGGACGUGGAGACGGGAGCACAAGUUGGGGAGGCGUUAGUUGGACACACGGGUUAUGUGUAUAGCGUUGCGAUGAGUGGGGACGGAAGACGUGUGGUAUCUGGAUCGUGCGACACGAGCGUGCGGGUGUGGGACGUGGAGACGGGAGAACGAGUCGGGGACGCGUUAAUUGGACACACGCUUGCAGUGGUUAGCGUUGCGAUGAGUGGGGACGGAAGACGUGUGGUAUCUGGAUCGUUGGACACGAGCGUGCGUGUGUGGGACGUGGAGACGGGAGCACAAGUCGGGGACGCGUUAGUUGGACACACGGAUAGUUUGCUUUGCGUUGCGAUGAGUGAGGACGGAAGACGUGUGGUAUCUGGAUCGGAUGACAAGAGCGUGCGGGUGUGGGACGUAGAGAGAGGGAUCACACUUUACACCGGGAGGGUAGAGGAUUUGGGAGAAAUCGAGAGUCGGUUCCUGACGACGCCAGACUUGGGUACUGCUCCUCACGCCGGACGAAGAUCACAAAUAUUUUCAAAGAAGGGAGGAAUUAUUCAAAGGCGAGAGGAUGGGUCUGAGGCUGUUUUGGCCCAGUUGGACGGUCCAAAAGACUUGCAAAUAGACCACGAUCAUGGGGUCGUAGUCGGACGGUUGGGUCAUCUGGUUGCUAUCAUGAAGCUAGUGGUGUAAAUCGCGGAAAGCGAUGGACGCUUGGCGCCCGAGACAUUAGUACUGCGUCGCAACUGUGCGCGGUGGUAGUGGGGGGGGGGGUCUUUUUGUGUUGUGAGUGAAUGCGUGAGAAGUUGAUUGACGGACGUUGCAGUGCCUGGAUGUCUAUGUACAGUAUGAACUAGCGACGUGCUUCCCUUCAUCACUCAGUAGACAAGUGUAGGGAUGCGAGCGGACCUGUCGUGUAUUAAGCGUGUAUUAAGUGUCAUGGCGAUGGCUGAUCCUCCACGCAGACAGGGGACUAAGAAACGUUCACGGCGGCAUCGAGCGUCGGACAGAAGCGACAGAGAUGCCACGCCGUAGGCUGGCAGCUGAAGGUAUUGUGAUGCAUUGAGCCAGGUGUGCACGCACGGUGCGCACGGAUUCGGGGUGGAGGUUAGCUGGGAAUUGAAAGGAUGGGAAUUGAAAGGACAUGUGCGUUUCUCAGGUGCGCUUUUGUGCUCGCGGCCUCCCCAACGGCGACGUUCACGGAUGUCGCAGGCAUGAUCGCGCCGAGCACGGAGGGACCUUGGCGCCCAAUGUACUGGCUCGACUCAAGUGUGCAGACGACGUGCGGCUGAUGGACAAGGGGGGGCCUAGUGCACGUGUCGCAAGAACGACGGCGGGUUUGACAGCGACGGGCGGGGUGGGCGACAGGCGUGGCCGCGGUUGAAGAGGAUGUACAGGUAGGUGGACAGGGUUGCUUCGUUCCGUCGGCGUGUGUAUCAAUCAUGAGUUGCACAGUUGUACAGCUAUACAAGUGUACAACAGCAAUGCAAGCCGAUCAUGAAGUUUGGUCUUCAAUUAACUGUAGAAGAGAGUGCAAUUAUUGCAUGGCAGAAGCAUUGUGAGUCUGCUUUCUGACUUGCUCUUGCCUGUCAGAUUGAGAAGUCGAAUGCACUCCCCUUCAAGGUCGGUCUUGCCGUGCUUUCUGUGCAAAUAAUGUGGCAUAGAUUCACAUCCCCUGUCCUUUGUCCUUGCAUGAACCUUUAGCAGUGCACUUAAGCUGAACUCCCUCGCGUCGCUUUAUAGAGGCCAGGGCCUAAGCACAGCAUUAUCUCAGCAUCGGAUAAAAGCAAAUCCAAGGCACUUGCAAAGAAA